AUGCAGGAAGAUCUUUGCCCGGAUCACGCUCACGCUCAUCCUCCUCUCUGCAUCAUCCUCCUCGCCCACUCCUUGGUCUCGCAGCUCCGCUUCUACAAGAUCCUCAACGACGAGAUCACCCUGAACGACACCUGGAAGGACGACCCAGAGUACAGGGACCUGUCCCGCAUGCUGGAGAAGGAGUGGGUCGCUUUCGGGCUCGUCAGGCUCAGCUACUUCUUCCUAGUCUUCAUCUUCUCUCUGCUUUCAACUGCGGCUGUUGUCUACACCGUGGCCUCCGUGUACGCUGCCAAGCAGAUUACUUUCAAGAAGAUCAUGAGUGUCGUGCCCAGAGUCUGGAAGAGGCUCAUGGUCACUUUUUUCUGGUGCUUCGCACUCUUCUUUGUGUACAACGCUGUGGCUGUAGGGCUUUUGAUCGUAUGGCUCAUCACAGUGAGGCAAUUUUCAGUUGGCCCUGCACUUGGAAUUGCCCUGGCGGCCUCUGCACUUGGGAUUGCCCUGGUGGUCAUUCUCUUGAUCUUAUCCGUCGUUGGGUUGGUUUAUGUCACCAUGAUUUGGCAAAUGGCGAGUGUGAUUUCGGUUCUUGAAGAUGUUUAUGGAAGGAAGGCGAUGCUGAAGAGCAAGGAACUGAUAAAGGGCAAAAUGGGUCUAUCCGUUUGGCGUUUUCUUGGUGUCUUGGUGUGCUCCAUGCUGGUUCAGGCACCGUUUGAAUCACUGGUGGUCUUGGACUUGGUUCCUAAUGGAGUCAGGAUCGGGGUUGGCCUGGUAUGCUUGCUGUUGCUGUCGAUGCUGGUGCUCUUCGAUUUGGUCGUGCAGACAGUGAUCUAUUUCGUCUGCAAGUCCUACCACCACGAGAAUAUCGACAGCUCCUUCUUGUCUGAUCAUCUUGAGGGCUGUCUUGGAGACUGCCCCCCCUGA
Molecule: messenger RNA, 918 nt
Organism: Eucalyptus grandis
Lineage: Eukaryota; Viridiplantae; Streptophyta; Magnoliopsida; Myrtales; Myrtaceae
Exons: 1
Coding region: 1-918 (305 amino acids)
Source: RefSeq, a predicted model, not a curated record